Homalodisca vitripennis (glassy-winged sharpshooter) is the source of this 1571-nucleotide messenger RNA. RefSeq lists its product as uncharacterized. The record is from RefSeq and is a predicted model, not a curated record. Lineage: Eukaryota; Metazoa; Arthropoda; Insecta; Hemiptera; Cicadellidae. Bases 23 to 838 code for a protein of 271 amino acids. The transcript is spliced from 6 exons.
UAUACUUCCAUUGUUAUGCAGCAUGUCAGCCUACCGUGAAGCCUGUGUCAUCAUACUCCUGGCCUCUGCUUGUGUAUCGGCAGCUGAAGAUCUUUGCACAAACCAAUGGGAAGUGGACGUUGAUGGAGUUGACAGCUCAAAGCUGACUGUUCAUCAUUCUAGCACGUUUGUACCAGGACGAUUCACUCAUCUGGUCUGGCACUGGCAACGGCAUCCGAAACUGUCUGGCACACUUUGGCUGUCACAAUAUCAGCACAGAGGAAAGUUUGAUGGUGGUUUCAUUACCCAGGCGAGGUCUUUGCUUGAGAUCCCUGCCAGCUUCACGUGGACAUUGACCAACGGAAGUCUUGCAGUGACUACUCAUGGGGAUUCCAGUCAGCUGUCUUAUUACCCUCCCUGGAGUAUUUCUAUAUGCGACGGACUGCUGGUUUGGGGCAUAACCGCAGACAAGGAUUUGUUUAUCACUCUCGAUAAGAUAAAUGAAACCAGAAGUUUGGAUGAAGCCUGGGCUGUGGAUGCCAGAGUGAAACGACAAGCCGAGUUUCCAACUGAAGGCCAGGUCCCAAGACAGACUCCAGGCAAUAGCACCUUUGCCAAGUGGUGGCGCCGCUUCCUCGACACCCUCGGGGGUUCUCCUCAAGAUGAAAAGCCCAGGAAUUGGAUGAUGGAUUUGACAGACUUGCUCUUUAAGCUCAUCUUCUCUAGUGGGCAUCAGGUGCAAAAAUCACCAAAUAUCCCACGUGAUCCGGAUGCGGAGAUGAUUCCUGGAUACUCCAGAGAUGUAGAGACAGUGCAAGAUGACUCCUCGUCUCAGCCUAAAGUUCCAAGACUCAUUUGAUAUAUUCAGAAUAGCUUAAUGUAGUUAAGCUUUUUCCUGUGUUUUGCAUGUUGGAGAAAUCUAAUGUAUCAUUUUAGGGUACAGCAUACAAAUAUAACUCAAUUAUCAAUAUCUGUUGGAAUUUCAUUUAGAGGUAGUUUUUACACUAAAGUUUUGAUUGCUCAACGAUACAAAGCUCAGAGUACAAGAUCACUUGACGUGUUAAAAUACAUUUAUGGAAUAAUGUGUGUGGUACAAUACUAAAUUGUUAUAAAGUUAAUUUUUAUAAUUUUAUUCAUCACUUCAAAAAUAAAAAAAUAUAUUAAGAAUAGUAAAUAGAAGAAAAGAAAUAUUGUAAUAACUAAUAUUAUCUGAAUAAUUUUUGUUUAUUUAGUUACAAAAAAAACACACACACAUAAUGGGUUUUCAUCAUUAUUUUAAUAUAAAAAUUUGGAGUUACAGUCAAUUUCUAUUGUACAUUUAUUAGACAUAUUUUGCAAUUAGGCCACAUUUAUGGGAAGUGAAGAUUCUUAGUAGAUUGGCAUCAAACAAAAAUAAGUUACUAUAAUCACUCCUGACUAAUUUUUAUUAAUUCCUGAAGAAAUUUAUGGUAGUAUAAAUACAAAAAUGGUAAAAAAUGUGAUACAGACAGCAUUUUAUAUAGUGCAACAAUUAAAAAUAUAAGCAAAUACUAUUAAGAGUAUAAUGUAGUAGCAGUAAAAGUUAUGAAUAAAUAAUAUUUAGUACAGUUGUA